AUGUGCCCAUAUAAAUUUUGUUUCUAGAUCCGCCACUGGGUGCAAUCGAUGGAAAUCGUAUUAUGGCCACCAAUCACACUGUUAUUCAUCACCGGAACGAUUAAAUACGUGGAGAGGUCACUCGCAUUGUACUCAGCGAGCUUAGAGAAACUCAAAAACAGCAUGCUUCCACCACCAGACUCUAAGCUUAUGGAAGAAUACUCUUCGAGAAAAGAUUCAAAUCUCCCAACUACAAUCAUCUUAAUCGACAAGCAAAAGGGACCCCCGAAACUCGUUAGACCGUACGGAGUUUUAACCGAUCUCGAAAUCGUUCAAUACGGCUACAAAUUCUUCAACACUUUCAAAGGUCUUGUUGUUGAUCUUGUUUUCAGUUCUAGUGAGCGAGACGAAAGCAGAGAUUUCUUCAAUGCGUUGGAACCGGGAGAAGCACUAAGGAUUAUUGAAUCCGAGCUUGAUUUUCUAUACGAAUUGAUGUUUACCAAAUCUGCGAUUCUUCAUACGAUAACCGGUACUCUGUUUCGGUUAAUUGCGUUUGGAUCACUUAUUUCUUCCUUCUUUGUCUUCCAUCGUAGGCCGCUUAAGUCUGAGGAAUUUCAUGGAGCAGACAUUGUGAUUACUUACACAUUGUUCAUCGUUGGUAUCGCGCUUGAUCUCGUGUCAAUAGUCAUGUUCUUGUUCUCAGAUUGGACAUAUGCGGUAUUGAGUAAGCUUAAGGAUGAUCCAGAGGAAUAUAAUAGUUUUAUCGACUCUUUACUCAAUUGGUUUCUCGCGUUUAGGAAACUGCGUUGUAAGAAGCAUACAUGCAAUGGAAACCAGACCCACGAGGUGCUCUCGACGGGGUUUUUGUCACGGAGAUGGUCAGGCACGAUCUACGGAUUCAAUUUCAUCGGGUUUUGUUUGAAAGCCAAAGUUUCAAGAAUCCAUAAGAAGAGAAACUGCAAUGUUUUAGUGUGGGAGUCUGUGGGUUCGAUGUUCGAUUGGAUAGUAAGAAGAAUCCAAAUGAUGUUUGGAUGGAUCAAGAAUGUUAAUAGAUCACUCAGAAGCGUGAUGAGGCAAUGGUCUAAGAAGAAUCCGAUGUUUUGUUAUACGGUUUACCCGUUAUACCUCGUGUUCUUUGCAGGUAUUCCUCAAGUUUUCGCAGUCUUUUGGGGUCACAUUGAUCAAAUCUUCAGUGUUAAAUCUUAUCUAGAUAAGACUAGGUUCAUAUCGAAUGAGCCUUUGACGAAGAAUCAAUGGAAGUUUAUAUUCAAUGAGCUAAAGAAUAAGUCCUACUUUGCGGAAACACCCGACCUUACAAAGAAAUUGUCUUCAGCGAGAGGAGAGUGGGUUUUACGAGAUAUGAUUCUGGCAGAAAGUGAGAGAUUGAUGCGUUACGUAGAGAAUGUUUCUUAUGAUCAAAGUCUUCUCCUUUGGCAUAUUGCUACUGAGCUCUGUUUUCAACAAGAAGAAAAUGAGGAGAUGGAGAAUCUAAGCGGAAAUAGUUACGAUGACCGUGAAUUUAGCAAGAUUACAUCGGAUUACAUGAUGUAUUUGUUGAUAAUGCGACCAAAAUUGAUGUCGCAAGUGGCAGGAAUUGGAACUAUACGAUUCAGAGACACUUUAGCUGAAGCUGAGAGGUUUUUCAAAGGAAAGCAUAUCAAGAACCUGAGAGAUAUGAAACGAGCGAGUAAGACGAUUCUAUCGGUUAGUAACGAUUAUGAGCCAAUGCAUGUUAAGGGAAAUCGAAGCAAGUCAGUGCUUUUUGAUGCGAGUAUGUUGGCAAAAGAGCUUCAGAGAUUGGAAGAUAAUAAUAGUAGAAACGGAUAUGGGAAAUGGAGAGUGUUAAGUAAAGUGUGGGUUGAGUUGCUAUGUUACGCAGCAAGUCAGUGUAAAGCUAUGGAGCAUGUGGCGCAACUUAGCAGAGGUGGGGAGCUUCUUAGCUUUGUUUGGUUGUUGAUGGCUCACUUUGGUUUAUCAGAUCAGUUUGAGAUCGAUAAAGGAGAAGCUAGAGCUAUACUCGUUGGAGGAGAGUGAUAGUUAUUAUUAGAAUAUAAGUUUCCAAUUCAA
Arabidopsis arenosa is the source of this 2046-nucleotide messenger RNA. NCBI's taxonomy places the organism in Eukaryota, Viridiplantae, Streptophyta, Magnoliopsida, Brassicales, Brassicaceae. The record is from the annotation of a GenBank genome assembly.